UUAGGAGUCGCUGCUGCGCGGCCGGCAGCGGGAUUCGUCUGGGGAGACGCCGGGACCAAGUGGCAGCGAUUCGGUCAUCUGAGCUGCCGCUGCCGAAAACAGGCCCUCAAAACAGAUAAUAUGCAUUUUCAAGGCUUUUCGCUAUGUUUCGGUCUUCUGUUCAUCUCAGUUAAUGCAGAAUUUAUGGAUGAUGGUGUUGAGAUGGAAGACUUUGAUAAAAAUUCAGAAGAGAUUAAUGUUAAUGAAGGUGAACUUUCCUCAGAGAUUAAAUAUAAGACACCAAAACCUAUAGGAGAAGUAUAUUUUGCAGAAACGUUUGAUAGUGGAAUGUUGGCUGGGUGGGUCUUAUCAAAAGCGAAGAAAGAUGACAUGGAUGAAGAAAUUUCUCUAUAUGAUGGAAGAUGGGAAAUAGAAGAGUUGAAAGAAAACCAGGUACCUGGUGACCGAGGACUGGUAUUGAAAUCUAGAGCAAAGCAUCACGCAAUAUCUGCUAUAUUAGCAAAACCCUUUAUUUUUGCUGAUAAACCUUUGAUAGUUCAAUAUGAAGUAAAUUUUCAAGAUGGUAUUGAUUGUGGAGGUGCAUACAUUAAGCUCCUAGCAGACACUGAUGAUUUGAUUCUGGAAAACUUUUAUGAUAAAACAUCCUAUACUAUUAUGUUUGGACCAGAUAAAUGUGGAGAAGAUUAUAAACUUCAUUUUAUCUUCAGACAUAAACAUCCCAAAACUGGAGUUUUUGAAGAGAAACAUGCCAAACCUCCAGAUGUAGACCUUAAAACAUUCUUUACAGACAGGAAGACUCAUCUUUACACCCUUGUGAUGAAUCCAGAUAAUACAUUCGAGGUAUUAAUUGAUCAAAUAGUUGUAAACAAAGGAAGCCUGCUAGAGGAUGUAGUUCCUCCCAUCAAUCCUCCCAAAGAAAUUGAUGAUCCCAAUGAUAAAAAACCUGAUGAGUGGGAUGAAAGAGCAAAAAUCCCUGAUUCUUCUGCCGUCAAACCAGAGGAUUGGGAUGAGAGUGAACCUGCUGAAAUAGAAGAUUUAAGUGUUACUAAACCUGAUGGCUGGCUUGAUGAUGAACCAAAAUUUAUCCCAGAUCCUACUGCUGAAAAACCUGAUGACUGGAAUGAGGACAUGGAUGGAGAAUGGGAGGCACCUCGUAUUCCUAAUCCAGCAUGUCAAGUUGGGUGUGGAGAAUGGAAACCUCCCAUGAUAGACAACCCAAAAUACAAAGGAGUGUGGAAACCUCCAAUGAUUGAUAACCCUAACUACCAGGGAAUCUGGAGUCCUCGAAAAAUUCCUAAUCCAGAUUACUUUGAAGAUGACAGUCCAUUUCUUCUGGCUUCUUUCUGUGCUCUUGGGUUAGAACUUUGGUCUAUGACGUCUAAUAUCUACUUUGAUAAUUUUAUUAUCUGCUCAGAAAAAGAAGUCGCAGAUCACUGGGCUACAGAUGGUUGGGGAUGGAAAAUAAUGAUAGCAAGUGCUAAUGAGCCUGGUGUAUUUAAACGGUUAAUGGCUGCUGCUCAAGAACGCCCAUGGCUUUGGUUGAUUUAUCUUGUGACAGCAGGGCUGCCAAUAGCACUAAUCACUUCAUUCUGUUGGCCAAGAAAGAAAACAUAUGAAAACACAGAGUAUAAAAGAACUGACAUAUGUAAACCACAAACAAAGGGAGCACUAGAACAAGAAGUGAAGGAAGAGAAAGCAGCCCCAGAGAAGCCGAUAGACUUAGAAGAGGAAAAAAAGCAAAGUGAUGGUGAAAUUCUUGAAAAAGAAGAGGAAGGUGAACCUGAGGAAAAGAGUGAAGAAGAAGCUGAAAUCAUAGAAGCUCAAGAAGAAGGUAAUAAAUCAAAUAAGUCUGGAUCAGAGGAUGAGAUGAAAGAAGCAGAUGAGAGUGCAGGAUCUGGAGAUGGGCCAAUAAAGUCAGUACGCAAAAGGAGAGUACGAAAGGACUGAACUGUUCUCAAGUAUUUGUGUUUCCUGAGAAAGAUAUUUGGCAUUCUAAAGUCAGUGUGCCAGAACUGAACUUGAAUCAACCUGCACUUCUGUUUCUAAUAUCUAGCAACGUUAUUCUUUCAGCGUUUAUUUUAGUCUUUCUUUUCAGGGAAGGAAAAAGUAACUUUAAAGUUGCCUGGUCUUUGAAUUUAAAAUAAAAGUGGCAUGUUACAUAUCAGAUUUAAGAGAUUAUUAUCCUUAGAAGUUAAACAGUUUAGAAGUUUGGAGAUAGUUUUGAUUUGUACAGAGCAAAAUAACAUGUAGAAGCUUCACUGCUAUUGAAAAAAUCAGUUAUUGGAAUUCCCACUUUAAAUGGCUCUACUGCAGUAUAACUGGCAGUUCUAUAAUAAAAACGAGAGUGUGUUCUAUUGUGCAGAGCUAAAUGAAAUAAAGUUUCUGUAUGGUUGUUUGAUUCUA
Messenger RNA from Nycticebus coucang (slow loris), 2403 nucleotides. It is a transcript of the gene CLGN, whose product is annotated as calmegin. The record is from RefSeq and is a predicted model, not a curated record. The coding region runs from base 121 to 1947 and encodes 608 amino acids. Gene Ontology annotation, biological process: protein folding. The transcript has 15 exons. Lineage: Eukaryota; Metazoa; Chordata; Mammalia; Primates; Lorisidae. Gene Ontology annotation, cellular component: endoplasmic reticulum membrane; endoplasmic reticulum. Gene Ontology annotation, molecular function: calcium ion binding.